UUUUUGUUUUCUUUGGAAUGUGAAUUUUUUUUGGUUUAACUUCUGCUAGUUAUAAUGGCCAAAGGUCUUAAUGCAAUCUGCACCUCUUUGGAAAGCGAGCUUCCUGACUUGGAUUUCGCUUAAUGGAUUUGUUCAACUUUCUAUUUAACAGGCCCUUUCCAACCAUGAAUGGUGGGAAAGGGGGUGUGUGUGUGUGUGGUGGUGGAUUUUCUGUUUUGGUUUGUUUUUUUGUUUUGUUUUAACAUGUGGGCAGUGUCCAGGUACCCUGGUAACAGACAGCAUAAUCAAAAACGCUAUAAAGUGUUAAUACUGAAAAUAUUCAGAUGUAUAUAUGGAAGCUACUGACUGCCUAGAAAUUAGGAAAGUGUGCAAGAAGUCCAGUUGAUCAAGGUGGAUUUCCCCCGACCCCUGCCAUUUCAAGAGACUUCUCAAUUGCCUUUGUAGAACCUUUGGACGCUCCCCUCUGUGCCAUGUUUUGUGGCUCUCACCAUAAGAGGAAUUCGUCUUGAUGAAGAUUCCUAACAUUGGUAAUGUGAUGAAUAAAUUUGAGAUCCUUGGGGUUGUAGGUGAAGGAGCCUAUGGUGUUGUACUUAAAUGCAGACACAAGGAGACACAUGAAAUUGUGGCUAUCAAGAAAUUCAAAGACAGUGAAGAAAAUGAAGAAGUCAAAGAAACCACUUUACGAGAGCUUAAAAUGCUUCGCACUUUGAAACAGGAGAACAUAGUGGAGCUGAAGGAAGCCUUCAGAAGAAGAGGAAAAUUAUACUUAGUUUUUGAAUAUGUGGAAAAAAAUAUGCUUGAAUUGCUAGAAGAAAUGCCAAAUGGAGUUCCACCAGAAAAAGUGAAAAGCUAUAUCUACCAGCUAAUUAAAGCAAUUCACUGGUGUCAUAAGAAUGAUAUUGUUCAUAGAGAUAUCAAACCGGAGAAUCUCUUAAUAAGCCACAAUGAUGUUCUGAAGUUGUGUGACUUUGGCUUUGCUCGUAAUCUCUCCGAAGGAAGCAAUGCUAACUAUACAGAAUAUGUGGCUACCAGAUGGUACCGCUCUCCUGAACUCUUACUGGGAGCCCCCUAUGGAAAGGCAGUGGAUAUGUGGUCAGUAGGCUGCAUUUUGGGGGAGCUGAGUGACGGGCAGCCUUUGUUUCCUGGCGAGAGCGAGAUUGACCAGCUCUUUACCAUUCAGAAGGUGCUAGGCCCUCUGCCAGCCGAGCAGAUGAAGCUCUUCUACAGCAACCCUCGCUUCCACGGCUUGCGGUUCCCUGCAGUCAAUCAUCCACAGUCUUUGGAGAGAAGAUACUUGGGAAUUUUAAGUGGUGUGUUGCUUGACCUGAUGAAGAACUUGCUAAAGCUAGAUCCAGCAGAUAGGUAUUUGACAGAACAGUGUUUGAACCAUCCUUCAUUUCAAACUCAAAGACUCUUGGAUCGCUGUGGAAGUUCACCUUCGCGAUCAACUAAGAGAAAGCCUUACCAUGUAGACAGCAACACGUUAUCUAACAGAAAUCAAGCCAGCAAAAGUUCUGCUUUGCAGUCACAUCACAGAUCAAACAGCAAGGAUAUACAGACUCUAGGGGUUGGCCUGCCAAGAGAAGAGGGUCUUCCAACAAAUGAGAGCUUUUUAAAUGGAAACCUCCCUGGAGCUGCACAUAGUCCAAUGCACACAAAAAAAUCAAGCAACCCACCUGGAUCUGGCAGCAAGGAUCUAGCCAAUAAUAACAUGCCACAUCUUCUCAGUCCAAAGGAAGCAAAGGCAAAAACAGAAUUUGAUUUUAAUGUGGACUCAAAAAGUUCUGAUGGUUCAGGUACAAAGUACCUGAAGUCAAACACCAGAUCUCAGCAGAACCGGCACUCAUUUAUGGAAACUUCUCAAAACAAGACUGGGACACUGCAACCCGGUGAUAAGCAUAGUCGCCAUAGCUAUAUUGAUACUAUUCCACAGUCUUCUAAGAGUCCUUCGUAUCGGACAAAGUCAAAGAGUCACGGGGUUCUGACGGACUCAAAAUCGGUGGGCAAUCUUUCUGAAGCCAGGGCUCAAGCUGCAGAACCAAACAACAGUAGAUAUUUUCCAUCCAGCUGUAUGGACUUGAACUCUCCUACCAGUCCAACUCCUCCCCGACACAGUGAUAACAGAACUUUGCUCAGUCCAUCUGGGAGGAACAACCGCAGUGAGGGUACCCUGGACACCCGAAGACCAUCAACAAGGCACUCCAAAACAAUGGAGGAGUUAAAACUGCCAGAUCACGUGGAUGGAAGCCAUUCUCAGUCGCUGUCUGCUCCACAUGAAUCUUUUUCCUAUGGUCUAGGUUAUACCAGUCCUUUUUCUUCACAGCAGCGCCCUCAUAGACACUCUAUGUAUGUGAGCCGGGACAGAGUGAGGUCAAAGGGCUCAGAGGGUGGCUUAAACAUAGGGCAAGGGAUGGCAGCCAGAGCAAACAGCCUGCAACUGUUAUCUCCACAGGUGCAGCAUAAGUCACUCACAAGGUCUGUUGGCUCUUCACGAGAAGACUGUACGGAGGAUGCUAAUAGGAGUGACCAGAUCCCAUCAGAAAUGAAUUCAACAAGACCUCCAGGAAAAGAUUCCUCCAGAGAUGUUACAACUGCAUAUCAUUCACGGCAAAAAUCUGAGGGUGGGACAUAUCAUGAUCCACAUACAGAAGAUGGAGCAUCUACUAAAGAAAACAGAAUUAUCUAUAAUGACCCUGUUCCACGAAGAGUCGGCAGCUUUUACAGAGUUCCAUCACCACGUCCAGAGAGUACAUACCUAGAAAACAAUGUGUCAAACAGAGCCCCUGUAUUGCCAGCAGAGAGCAGCACGGUGGCAAACCACUCAAAGAGACAAACCACCUUUGAUACCUGGAAAAGUCCUGAAAAUCUUAACAGUCACUCUGAACAGCUCAAGGAGAAAGAAAAGCAAGGUUUUUUCAGGGCAAUAAAAAAGAAAAAGAAGAAAUCUCAAACUACAGACUCAGCCAACGGGGAGAAUCCAAGCAUCAAGAAAUCCCUCUUCCCUCUUUUUAAUUCAAAGAAUAAUUUAAAGCAUAGUUCUUCUUUGAAAAAGCUUCCUGUAGUCACUCUACCCAUGAUGCCUAGUAGUGAUGGUCAGGAUCUUUUGGCAUUACAGAAAGCCAUUCACACUUCUAAUCACCAGAGCAGCAGGCAGAAGGAUUGGCAUCCUGAGAAGAUGACAGAAAUCCAGCCUCAGAACCAGCCAUUAAAAUCUCUUCGAAAGCUAUUGCAUCUCUCCUCUUCAAAUCAUUCUGUCCCUGCUGAGCCUCGCUUCCAACCCUUACCAAGUCAGCCAGCCAAAGCUUCUUUUUCUGAAGUGCGAAUUCACCCCAUGAGUCAAAGCUCCAGCAGCGGCAGCAGCAAUGUACGGCAAGAGUCUCAGUCAAAAAACAGGCCAGCACUGCAGAUACCUGGCCAGCUGGAACCUAGCUGGCACGUCGCACCAGUGAACAGGAGCGCAAACGAUGGGCCUCCCUACUCCGAUCAGCUGCCUUCCAAGAGCGGACAGAACGGGCACACGUAUAACCGAACAAACCGAUCACGAAUGCCAAAUCUGAAUGAUUUAAAAGAGACAGCCUUGUAAUUGCACUCCAGAAAAUAGGCCAGUUCACAUGGAGAUUGACAUAGGGGAGUGGUGGUGGUUCUGGUGAUGGCAAGACUGUAUUUUCAGCUUUAUAAAGGUGUGCAAUAUGUACAUGUGGAGCUAUGCUAUUUGGCACCACAGUGAGAGUCAGGGAUUACACAGUAAAACAAGUUGAAUUGUGCAUUACCAGUCAUCAGAAAUGUCACUGGAUACCAGGCAGAGUGUGCCGUUCAGGGAGAAAAAUGUAUUACUGUUCUCUCUCGUUUACAUUCCAGCUUAGUGCACAUCUCUGUCUGAAAGCUGGGAGACUUUUGGUAUGUAUUGGCACUUACAAGGGUGAAAACAUUCAUGUCUAGACCUAUGCCCUUACUACCUUUUUUGCUGCCUAGUUAAAACAGUGAGGUUUAUGUGAUAAAAGUGUAUCCCUGUUAAGGGUUUAAAGUUAAAUUGUAUGUCUUAAAUUUGUUUUUUAAACUACCAUAUUUGAUAGGAUUUGUAAUAUUUAUUUAUGAUGAUCUAAUAUCGUACUGUUAUAAUCAUAUCUUUUAUGUUAUAAUGUAAAGUUAUUUUGAGCUGUUUGAAACAUUGUGAAGCAGUGCAACAGCUACAGUAGUUUCUAUAAAAAAAACUAACAGUAACAUUUAUAUAUUGCAUCAGGAGUAUUUUAUUCUAUAUAUAAAUAUAUAUAUAAAUGGAAAAUAACUGUCUGUUUUUUAAAUAUACUCAUUUAAAAGAAAGGUAUUGUUAUGACACUAUCUGCCAUAUUUUUAUACAUUUGUGAUAUAAAGUGCAGUAUUAUACUUCUAAUAAAAGGAAGUUGAAUGUGGAUAUAAGUGUGACUGUAACAGUAUGAAUUUUGCUCAGCUAUUAGAGCCCAGUAUUAUAGGCAUUACUGGCAACAAACAAAAGACAGCGUUCAGUUCCAAGCUUUAUUAUGGGCUAGUUUGUUGGAAGUAUUGGCUAACUGUAAGAGACUGCAGAACUGUACAGUAAUCUAAAUGUAGUGUGUUCUCCCCUAACUGUGUCCUUAGCUUUCCUAUUAAUAUUAAUGGGAGUUUUGCAUCUGCAUCAUGAGCAUAGAGCCCCAGUACCAAUUUUUUUCCUCUAAAGAUAUAAAGUGCCCCGUGACUACAAGCUAAAGCAGGUGCUCUUCCACUUAAUAGUAGGGGUGAAGACCAAAGAAACAUAGCAUGAAUUGCAAGUGAAAUGCCAAACUUUGACAUUUACGCAUAGCAUGCCGCUGCAGAUCAUGGUGUAAGCUUUUAUGUAUAUGUGUAUUUUAUAUCUUGUUUAAUGAUUAUUAACUAUUAAGGUGAACACUGUAUUUAAAUUUGAAAUACUCUUGCACUUUUUAUUAUAUUUCAGGAUGUAUUUAAAGCUACCAAUCUGGUAUUUGGAUUUUGGGGAAAAAGGUUGCCAUGCAGCUUAUUUUCUCCUUACGUUUUGGUCUCAGAAUAUUCCAAUGCACAGUUCAGUUUCCAGUCUCAGCAAAAUAGUAGAUCUAGAGUUCCAGUCUCCUGUAGAACAUUGUAAAAACUGCCUUUACACUGGUAAAUUUCAAGUGUAGCAAAUAAACAACCUGAUUCCUCUGUUGCUGCUGGUAAGAUCAGUCAAGGGUGAGUCAAUAGAAGUCAAAAGAGUUACGCUAGUCUAAACUUAGUGCAAUAAGAGGAGAGUAAGGCCUGUAGUGUCAGAACAAUACAAUCUUUCCUUUGUAAACACGUUAGUUCAACUCCCUCAUUACUCUGCAGCAUAGUUCAUUUUAUAUAUGAUGUUCUUAUAAAGUAAAUGUACUUGCAAAUAUGUUGUCUUUUCCAAAAAGAGAUUAACCUGAAUGUAAAUUUGAUGAUUUAGCCAUAGAUACAGUUAACAGAAGUAGCCAGACGGUAAGAGCUGAAGUUCCUACUUUGAUAACAAUGCAAACUGGACAUGAUGAUGUUCAGUACCUCUUGAAUCAUACCAAAGUUCUAAGAACAUUAUACAACAAAAUUGGCACCGCUGCUUUGAAAAUCUUUGUCAUAAAGUACAAUAUGAAAUGAUUUCAGGUUUGUCCAGGGCAAAAAGCAAGUCUAGUAAAUCUGAAAAACUACAAAGCAAGAAUUCUUUAUUUUUUGAAUUGUCUGCGAGAAAUAUGUAUGUGGGUUUUUUUAAUAGAUAUAUAUGAUAUAUUCUGUGUUUAUGUAUCAUAUAUAUCAUAUAUAUAAAUAUAGUAGACAUGACAGGGUGUCCAUCUUUUUAAUAAUGUCAUUGGGCAUCCAAGAAGCACAUUGUGAUGUUUACUAUUCAUUAUUAUCACAGCAUAUUUCUCCUGAUCUUUUAGAAAUCUUUUUUGGAUUCACCAGUUCAUCACAAUUGGGUUAGUCCUGUUCUGUGCUCUGAACUGGGCUGAUGCCGCUGAAACCCCUUACAAAAACCUUGUCUUUAGUUCAAGAGUGGGGCUCUAAGCAGUACUAUGUUAAUGUCUCAAACUGAGCAUUCAGACUAGGCUCUUCUGUACUUUCUGAAUAUAAUUUAUUUUGCCUCUACUAGACUUUUACCGUGUUGAUAAAAGCUUCAUGCUUGGGAUAAUCAUACUGGGCUGUCUAUGGUUGUUCUGAUUUCUGGCAGGGAAAAAUGUUUCUAAAGGAUUUUUCUUCAGUACUCAUUGAGUUAAGUUAAGGUAAUCUCUGACUGUACUUAUAGCUGUUUAAAAUAGUUAGCAAAGCUUCAAGGGUCACCCAAGGAGUGUUCAAGUAUUUGGUGGCCCAUAUUUACAGAAAGUUCUUCCUACUUCCUAAUGCAUUUUCUUCUCAGAUUCAACAAACUGUAAUAGAUUAAAGUUGACUACUAGAUUGUGUUGAACAUAUGUAAUGUUUUCUUCCUUCUGUUGGAAAGAACUUCCAGCAGCUCAGCCAGCUGGUGCUGGGAUUAAUUGAGUAUUUUUAACCUGGUCUAACUAUUUAGAGUAUUCCUAGUGUAAUUUUGCUGAGGCUUCUGCAGGAGUCUUAUUACAGUGACUGAGAUUUGCUGACUCAAAAAAGGAGAAGAGAAUUACAGAGCAAACGAUUUUGUAAGUGCGAGCUUGCUUCUUCGCUGUUUUGUGAGUCUUGUGCUACGUGUUCUAUAGAGUUAUUUAGGAUAAAGCAUCUUAGACUGUAUUUUAUUCUUUGGCGAUCUGUUUUGCCUUAUUAUGGCAUCACUAGUGAUGCGAAUGGAAAAAAAGCCUAAGUUUCAGAAAUGAAUUAUAGUCAUUUUGCAGAACUCAAGCUGCCUGAACUCGUCUAUAUGUUUUUACUAUUAUUGAGCUCUUGUUAACUGAGAAAAGGCACCUUAAGCUCCUCUUUAUUUAAACUGCAUAUGUGUUUAAGUUGUCCUUCCAAACUGUCAUGAAAAUGUGUUAGCCUGAAACAACAUUUUUCAAUAGACCUGACCGCAGAGAACGGACCUGUAGAGCCACUUAAUACUUUUUGUUCCAUUAUCACACUCCGAAGCUCAUUGCUCCUCCAAGAGCUCACCAGGACAGUUUUUGGCAGGAAGUCAGCGAUCCCAGAUUCAGUCCAUUCUUUCCCACCCCACAGGGCUGAUAUCAAACUGAUAUCAAACUUUGAUUUCAGAUACCAAGUCAGACCCACCUAGACAUAGGGUUUCUGAUACAACUCUACAGAUACUCGCUGUUUUAGAUGAAUGUUAAAGCAGGCCUUAAACUUCGAGUCUGACGGUACACCCUCAAAUCAUCUUUAGGCUUGUCCCCUUUUUCUCCUGGACCAACUUGCUUCUGGGAGCAAAGUAGAGCAGAUUCUUCAAGAAGUGGAGUCCUGUGAUAGGCACUUGGCUUUUGGCCAUUCCUUGCCUUUCUAGUUGGAUCUCUGGGGGGGGGAUAAAUCUUAGUAGUACAGAAAGCUACAUGACCAGCUUCAUUUUGUUUGCUUCAAAAGCCACUGUAACUAUUAGCUGACUAGACCAUUGUGUUCACCCAGAAAAAGCCAUGUAUUGUAAGCAAUUCAGCUCUGUAGACCUUCCCUAGAACCAACGUAACUGAUUACAUAACUCUGAAAGCACUGUUGUAAUCUAAGACAAAACCAAGGCACUUUCAAGAGGAACCACGAGCUAGAAAGUUUUAUUCACAUUUCAGUUGUUUGUUGUCUUGAAACUAUUUGGGAGUGAGAAUGCUUUAAAAAUAUCUGUGUCUAAUUAAUUCUCUGUGUGUUGAACACUGUUAGAGUAGAAGGGGUAAAAACAUUUGAAUCUCAAUCAGUCACGCAAAUUAUAUUAAAAGGAUAGUCGCAUAAAUAUGCCACGAAGUGUGGGGUGGCCAUGAAUGUUUCAUUUCCUACAUUCCAAACUUAGCACACAUGAUGCAUCUAUUAAUGGGAUUACACCAUAAACCACAUAGCUGGGCUGUUGCAGCUCGUGUAAGUAGGCCCACCAUGUGAAAUAGGAUAAGAAUGUCACAGAAAAUGCUUGGAAAGGUAGUGUGCCCUAUUUAACCAUUUUUAAAUAACCUUCAGUCAGGACACUAUUUAAGAACAGGUGCCUUUCCCCAUGCAGCUCUCCCUAAUAGUGUCAUGAUAUUAACCAUCCAUUAGAUGGGGUUUGUAGAGAAUGAGGAGAAAAGCCAUUUCCUUUCUAGCCUUUGUUAAAAAGGGAGCAAUUUGAGUAAACUCUUUUAAUAUAACACAGCUUGGAAGCUUCUAGAUGUUGGCUCCUUCUUCAAAGGAUCAAACAGCACAGUGCAUCAUUGCUGAAGGCCUUUCAGGCUAAUAAAGGCCUGUACAGAUCACAUCACUUGGCUCCGAUGUUGUAAUGAAACUGCAAGAUUUUUCAUUCUGCAAUCACGAAGCAAAUUUCAUAAAAUUAAGUGGAUGAUCUUUUGUUUCAAUGGUCUGUUUUAAUAGCUAUUGCAGGAGACAGCAGAUAUAAAUCUGGUGGAUGAGGCUUACCUUACUUGAGCUUACCUGCUGCAAGUUCUGCCUUUGUUGCCAGGAGUAUCCUUAUGUACAGGCAGAUUUGGAGCAAAAGGUGUCUUUUUUGACAUACUAAGUGCAAGAUGUGUGGGAGGACCACCACCCCUCUAUAUUUUGAUGCUUUUAUUUCACCAAAUCAGAUUGCUUCUGAGGCUCUUUCAGAAUGUAACUCAAAUAUGCAGCCAGGCAAAUGUGACUGAAGACGUGGCCCGAGGGUCUGAAUGUGGAAUUUAUGAAAUGGACUAAGAGGUCAGGAUGUGACUCUAGACCUCUCUUGUCACCUCUGCAAGUUGAUCUACCUCCUCUCUCUUACAGAAUGUGGUCAAGAUUUGGUUUGCUUGUUCUCAGUUUGUUAGCGACUCCAGAUUUUGAAGAGACACAGAAGAAGAUUUUUCCUUUAGGUACUGUUAGCAACCAAGUAAUGACAUUUUAAUGGGCCUUCAUCUGAUAUAUUUCUAAAAUCUUCAAGCCAUCUGAGCUCUCCUUCUAGAAUCCUAAUGCCAUCCUUUGCACUGCUUUGCGGUCUUCCCUUGCACUUCCCCCUGUGGUUCUCAAAUAUUGCAGUUGCCUUGUUCUUUGUUGUUUCUCCAGUGCAGAUUAUCAGGGAGUUAGAGGCCUUAUCUACUACUCCACCCUGUUUGCUGUUUUAUCCAAACAGCUAUCCUUAGACUUGCUCAGGAUUUUCUUCAUUUUUAUUUUUCAUUUUUUCUGGGUGAGAUAUCUUACCUCAUUGUGCCCCCACUGAAAUAUAUUGCCUACCAGGCUUUUUGUUCCACCUGUUUUCGCAGGACAUUGUUUCUCUGCAUCCAUUCUGAGAAUUGCAAGGUGGCAUCUUAAAUGUACCGGCACAGAAAUGCUACGUCAAGUAACUGCUUUUGUAGAGCUUUCUAUUAGCGGAGUUAAAGCGUGUUCAUAGCACAAGAUAGAAGACUCUUGACGGGUAAAUCCAAUGGCAGAGCUUAUAACUGUUUAGUAACAAGGAAGAGCUUCAAACAUAGGUCAGAUUCAGGUAACUGUCUACACUUUUCCCCUUUUUUCUUUCUUACCUUUUUUUUGCUAGUACACAUCUUAGACUCAUACGACUGAAGGAUAUGUCUAAUCGAAAGGAG
Messenger RNA from Struthio camelus australis, 9635 nucleotides. NCBI's taxonomy places the organism in Eukaryota, Metazoa, Chordata, Aves, Struthioniformes, Struthionidae. The record is from RefSeq and is a predicted model, not a curated record.